UGCCAGAGGCUGACGAGUGGAGGAAGCUGGCACCGCGAGUCUCAUACUUCGUCAUCCUGGUCUGCGUGACUUUCUGAGAUUCUGAGUUUCCGUCCCCGGCUCCGGCGUUUGGAAACCUGUCUCCAGAUGCACCUGGGUUCGUGGCAGUGGUCUGCGACCUGGCGUCCGUGACCAACCCCUACGACCGAUCGGUUUGCCUUCGGGUUCGAACGUCGAGGACCUGCCCACCCCCAAAGCCAGUGCUGUGAAGAUUGCUCCAGGAAAGGGGAAGGAUGCCACUGUUCUUCCGGAAGCGGAAACCCAGUGAGGAGGCUCGGAAACGCCUGGAGUACCAGAUGUGUCUGGCAAAAGAAGCCGGAGCAGAUGACAUUCUUGACAUCUCUAAAUGUGAGCUCUCGGAGAUUCCAUUUGGGGCUUUUGCAACAUGCAAAGUUCUACAGAAGAAGGUGUUGAUCGUCCACACGAAUUACCUCACUUCCGUCCUUCCAAAAUCCUGCAGCCUCCAGAGUCUCGUAACCAUCAAGGUUCUGGAUCUUCAUCAUAAUCAGCUGACAGCCCUGCCUGAGGAUAUCGGGCAGCUCGUGGCCCUCCAGGUAUUGAAUGUGGAGAGGAAUCAACUGACGCAUCUUCCACGUUCCAUUGGGAAGCUGACCCAGCUCCAGACCCUCAGUGUGAAAGACAACAGGCUGAAGGAGCUCCCAGACUCCUUGGGGGAACUUCGAAGCUUACGUACCCUCGACGUCAGUGAAAACGAGAUUCGGAGGUUGCCGCAGGCGCUGGCGCGUGUUCGAACUCUGGAGACCCUGAGCUUAGACGCCGCGUCCAUGGUCUACCCACCGCCGGAGGUGUGUGGUGCCGGCACCGAGCCCAUCCAGCAGUUGCUCUGCCGAGACUCAGGGCUGGAGUACUACCCACCUUCUCAGUACCUGCUGCCGGUCCUGGAGCAAGAUGGGGCCGAGACCUCCCAGGACAGCCCCGACGGGCCCACGGACAGAUUCUCCCGGGAGGAGGUAGAGUGGCAGAAUAGGUUCUCAGACUAUGAGAAGAGGAAGGAACAGAAGAUGCUGGAGAAACUCGAGUUUGAACGGCGCCUGGAGCUCGGGCAGCGAGAGCAUGCCCAGCUCGUGCAGCAGAGCAACAGCCAGAGGGACGAGAUCCUUCAGACGGUCAGGGAGGAGCAGUCCCGGCUGGAGCAGGGCCUCAGUGAGCACCGGCGCUACCUCGACGCAGAGCGUCAGCGGCUGCAGGAGCAGCUGAAGCAGACGGAGCAGAACAUCUCCAACCGCAUCCAGAAGCUCCUGGAAGACAAUCAGAGGCAAAAGAAAAGCUCUGAGAUUUUGAAGUCGCUGGAAAAUGAAAGAAUAAGAAUGGAACAGUUGAUGUCCAUAACCCAGGAGGAGACAGAGAACCUACGAAGACGCGAGGUUGCCUCCGCCAUGCAGCAGAUGCUGACCGAGAGCUGUAAGAGCCGCUUCAUCCAGAUGGCCUAUGAGUCCCAGAGGCAGAACUUGGUCCAGCAGGCCUGUUGCAGCAUGGCUGAAAUGGAUGAGCGGUUCCAGCAGAUUCUGGCAUGGCAGCAGAUGGAUCAGAACAAAGCCAUCAGCCAGAUCCUGCGGGAGAGCGCCAUGCAGAAGGCUGCUUUUGAGGCCCUCCAGGUGAAGAAAGACCUGAUGCAUCGGCAGAUCCGGAACCAGAUUAAGUUAAUAGAAACUGAGUUAUUGCAGCUGACACAGCUGGAGUUAAAGAGGAAAUCCCUGGACACAGAGGCACUACAGGAGAUGAUCUCAGAGCAGCGCUGGGCGCUCAGCUCCCUGCUGCAGCAGCUGCUCAAGGAGAAGACACAACGAGAGGAAGAGCUCCGGGAGAUCCUGAUGGAGUUAGAAGCCAAAAGUGAAACCAAGCAGGAAAAUUACUGGCUGAUUCAGUACCAACGGCUCUUGAACCAGAAACCCUUGUCCUUGAAGCUGCAGGAAGAAGGCAUGGAGCGCCAGCUGGCGGCCCUGCUGGUGGAGCUGGCAGCCGAGCACUACCUGCCCAUCUUUGCCCACCACCGCAUCUCGCUGGACAUGCUGAGCCGGAUGAGCCCCGGGGACCUGGCCAAGGUAGGCGUUGCGGAGGCUGGCCUGCAGCACGAGAUCCCGCGCAGAGCCCGGGAGCUGCUGGACGCGGCCAGGAUCCAGCCAGAGCUGCUGAAACCACCCCGGGAGGAGGCCCUCGGGGCCCUGGAGCCCACGGCGCCGGAGGAGUUCCCUGAGCCGGUGAGGCCCUCGGCUCCGCCCGCGGAGCCAGAGACUCCGACGUCAGAGUGCGUCGUGUGCCUGGAGCGGGAGGCACAGAUGAUCUUCCUCAACUGCGGCCACGUCUGCUGCUGCCCACAGUGCUGCCAGCCGCUGCGCACCUGCCCGCUGUGCCGCCAGGAGAUCGCCCAGCGCCUCCGGAUCUACCACAGCAGCUGAGCGCCAGCCCUGGCCCCGCUCUGCCACCCGCAGGCGCGGGGACCCCGCUCGCCCCCUGCCCAACCCAGACUAGUAAGGCCCCCUCCUCUGUCCUGGGCCCUGCCCCGCAGCCCAGGAGGAGGCCCCCACCCUUGACAUCCAAGCGCCCCUGGGCCAGGGCAGAAAGCGUUCCCAACCAGGACCUGAAUUCUGUGAAAGGAGAGGGAGGGUCCCUCGUGGCCCUACGAAGGGUCUGGGUGUGGCGUGGCAGCUGUGCCGCUGCCUGAGCACAGGGCUGUCCUGGCCAGGGCGGCUCUGCCACUCCCAGCUGGCUAUGGCAGGACCCUGUCCCUCCGGGAGCCUCAGUGUCCUUAUCUGGGGAACACAGACAGUGCCGUCCUGUUC
This is a messenger RNA of Pteronotus mesoamericanus, 2840 nucleotides long. It is a transcript of the gene LRSAM1, whose product is annotated as leucine rich repeat and sterile alpha motif containing 1. Lineage: Eukaryota; Metazoa; Chordata; Mammalia; Chiroptera; Mormoopidae. Gene Ontology annotation, molecular function: protein binding. The transcript is spliced from 26 exons. Bases 273 to 2456 code for a protein of 727 amino acids. The record is from RefSeq and is a predicted model, not a curated record.